This is a messenger RNA of Racocetra persica, 406 nucleotides long. NCBI's taxonomy places the organism in Eukaryota, Fungi, Glomeromycota, Glomeromycetes, Diversisporales, Gigasporaceae. The record is from the annotation of a GenBank genome assembly.
CGUAGCAUUGGAUCCUUUAAUGAGUUUGAUGUAUUAAAUGGUACGAUAUUUAACAAUAAUUCGCAAAAAUGGAGACGUAAUCGGCAAUUCGUUACUAAGGUUUUAAUGUCAAAAAAAUAUCAUUUUGGAUUCAUAAGCAAUGUUCAGAAUUUAUUUAAGGAUUUAGAAAAUCAAUGGGAUAAUGGUGUAAUCUUAGAUUUUUCCACAUGGAUGAGUUGUUACAAAACAAAAAUAGCAGUUGAGACUGUAAUUGGAAAACGAUCAUAUGAUUCUGAAUCAAUUUAUACAAUCUCGAAAGCGGCGACAGAAUAUUUAUCUAUGCUUGCUUUUUUGUUCUUUGCUCCAAGAUAUAUUGACAAUAUAAUUCAAGAACGAAGAGAUGAAAUAGCAAAGGGAUCGUCAACAA